AUGGCUGAAGAGGCAGUUAAAGUGGCCCUUGAUGUUGGAUAUCGUCACAUUGACUCUGCAUUUAUGUAUGGUAAUGAAGUGGAGGUUGGUCGUGCAAUCAACACAAAGAUUGCAGAUGGGACAGUGAAGAGAGAGGAUGUAUUCUACACCAGCAAGCUCUGGACAACUUUUCAUGUCCCCAAUUUGGUUCGUCCAGCGCUUGAGAGAUCGUUGAAGGAUUUGAAUCUGGAUUACAUGGACUUGUUCAUCAUUCACAGCCCCCUUGAGCUCAAGCCUGGUAAUGACCUCCACCCAACAGACGAAAAUGGAAAACUCAUCUUUAACAACACAGACCUUCGAGACACGUGGAGGGCCAUGGAGGACUGUAAAGAAGCUGGACUGACCAAGUCUAUCGGAGUCUCCAACUUGAACCGCAGCCAGAUUCAACUGAUUCUCAAUAUGCCAGGGUUGAGACACAAACCAGUUUGUAACCAGGUAGAGUGCCAUAUAUACUUAAACCAGCACAAGAUGCGGGAACUCUGCAAGUCACAUGACAUCAAGCUGGUGGCCUACGGAGUUCUGGGCUCCACCCGAGAUCAAAACUGGAUUGAUCAAAGCGCACCUGUCCUGCUAGAAGACCCUGUACUUAAUGCUAUCGCUAAAAAACGUGGCCGAACUCCAGCAGAAGUAGUGAUGAGGCACUUGUUGCAGAAGGAGGUUGUUGUCCUUGCUAAAAGCUUCAAGCCAGAGAGGAUCAAACAGAACUUGAAGGUUUGUAUUGCAGUUAUUGUCAGCAGCAUACUUGUACUUUGCGCAAUAUUUAAGCAGUUCAGCUUUCACACCUGUACAUUUCCUUCAGACCACAGCAAUUUCUACAUCUGCUGUUUACUUAGCUAUAAAGCCUAG
Molecule: messenger RNA, 885 nt
Organism: Staurois parvus
Lineage: Eukaryota; Metazoa; Chordata; Amphibia; Anura; Ranidae
Source: the annotation of a GenBank genome assembly